UCUCGGCGGAUUCCAUUGCGGCAAGCUUCGCCAAUCCAUCUCGGUCGCUUUUCCGCAUGAAUUUGCGUUGAUGUGGAAGGGAGGAUUGGCUCUACAAGAGCUGCAGUUUUUAUAUUAACACUUGGGUUUGCUUUAGAAACUUCUCGCUCUGAGCAUUGGUGGUUUUUGCGGAUAAUUCUGGGUGUUGGAAUUGGAGCAAGCAGCGGAGCUGUGGUUUGGACACCAUGGACGUCGCUUCUGCGAGCCGAGUGGUGUCCAGCGCUGGUGGCGUUGCGGACGGUAUGAGAGGGUUUCGGCGAUGUACUCCAUUGGGUGAGGACCUCGUAAUGUUGGUGAGAUUGGCCGACACUCGGAAUUGGCUUCGGUGUGAGCAGUUGGUUGAGAACAGGAAACGGAUUGUAGCGCAGAGUGUUGGAAGCGUGAGAAGGAAUAGGAGAGCUGUGUGGAACGGGAUAUCGGACUGCGAGAAGAAGCUGUGGAUGGGUUCGUCUGGGUUAGGAACACAAGUUGAAACCCAGCUGCCAAGGACGCGGUUCGAGAGGGCGCGCAGAGUUAGGGAUCAGAAACCCCUGCGGGUUCCCAUGGCCUCAUUCUCGCUAGGGUCGCCUAAUCAAGGUGAUGAAUGGGAAUCCAAGCUCAGAAGUGAAAGUGAAGAAGUGGAAACCAAUUUAAGAAACGCAAUGACCGAAGAGCAAGUGAACAAAUGUUUAGAUGGGGUUCCCGUGUACACUGUGAGCAAUUCGGCGAAUGAAUUCGUGGUUGUUUCGGAAAUGAACUCUCCGGAAUCGUAUGGCAUUAUCUGCUUCCGUGAGACUGACGCUGAAGCGUUUCUUUCGCAGAUACGGAGUCGUGAUCCUUCCGCAGGUAGUGAUGUUAGAGUCACAGCUAUACCACUCGGUAAGGUUUUACAGCUUAGCAGUAAAGAGGGAGAAACAUUUCGAUUCGUUCCAGAUCCUAAUCAAAUUAGGAAUGCAUACGAGGUUAAAGCAAGGGCUGGGGAACUUAGCAAGGCCUUUGAAGGAGUACCGGUUUUCCAGGUACAUCAGCAAUCUGAGAGCCUCACCUUAAACAGCAUCAACCGACGGCUGUUGCCUAUUUUCUUCUCUAAGGAGGAUUUGGAAACUGCUCUUCAAACAGCUUUCGAGGAACAGAAGAGGGUGGAUCCAGCAUUAGAGUUCAAACCAAAUAUUCAGGUGGACAGCCUUGAAGAUAUCUUGGACAUGAUGGAGGGCAGUGAAGAAGAGACACAGCGUGCCGAAAUUGUUUUUAUACCAGCAGGAAUGGAUGUUUUUAAAUAUUUAACCCAAUUUGAAGGCGCAAUUGCCAGAUGAAUCAAGGCCUGUUACUAAAUUUUGUCACGUUAAAGGCUCUUGGUCUUCAGGUCAAAUCAAUGAAACUACAAACUAAUGAAAAGUGUACAGAAAAUAGGUGAAUUAUUCUAGUAUUUUCUGAUGUUAUUUCUACGUGGGAAUCAACAAAAUAAAAGAGGACGUUUCAAGGUUAAAAGAAUCUACUUACGAUGACAAAUCUUUUAUCCAAAAUAAGUUUUAGCCAUGAAUAAGCAUA
This is a messenger RNA of Physcomitrium patens, 1566 nucleotides long. RefSeq names its product protein TIC 22, chloroplastic. The record is from RefSeq and is a predicted model, not a curated record. Gene Ontology annotation, biological process: protein transport. Gene Ontology annotation, cellular component: chloroplast. Lineage: Eukaryota; Viridiplantae; Streptophyta; Bryopsida; Funariales; Funariaceae.